CCGGUAGAAGGAGGAGAAGGGGAAGGUGGAAGGAGGAGGAUGGGCGGCCCUGGGCUAGAAGCGGGGAGGUGACUGAGGCAAGCCCAACCCCUUGCAUCCUCCCCCCUUGUGCCUCCCUCCCGGUUCUGCUUCCUUCUGCCAGCAGAAGCGGUGGCAGCAGCAGCACCUGAGGCUGCGCUCUCUCCUGGCAGCGCUAUGGCUAGAGCUGGGAGCAGCCUCCAUCCUUCUACCAGAGACUGGGACAGAACUGAGAGGCCUCCUGCUGUGUUCCUACUGCUGCUGCGGCUGCUCUGGGCUGGGACUGCUUUCCAGGUGGCUCAGGGAACCGAGCUUCACGCCUGCAAAGAGUCUGAGUAUCACUACGAGUACACUGCGUGUGACAGCCUGGGCUCCAGAUGGAGGGUCGCCGUGCCGCACACACCUGGACUGUGCACCAGCCUACCUGAUCCAGUCAAAGGCACUGAAUGCUCCUUUUCCUGCAAGGCUGGGGAAUUCCUGGACAUGAAGGACCAGUCGUGUAAGCCGUGUGCCAAAGGCCGCUAUUCUCUAGGCACAGGCAUCCGAUUCGAUGAGUGGGAUGAAUUACCGCAUGGAUUUGCCACCCAAGCGACCAACAUGGAGAUGGAUGAAGACUUCACUGAGUCUCCUGAGAACUGUACCUCGUCAACUUGGGCUCCCUUGGGUGACUACAUCGCUUCGAACACAGAUGAAUGCACGGCCACGCUGAUAUAUGCUGUCAACCUGAAGCAGUCAGGCACUGUGUCAUUUGAAUAUUUAUACCCGGACACUGGCAUCAUCUUUGAAUUUUUCGUUCAGAAUGAUCAAUGUCAACCUAACAUAGAAGACUCCAGAUGGAUGAAAACUACAGAAAAGGGGUGGGAAUACCAUAGUGUGGAGUUAAAUCGUGGCAACAACGUUCUGUAUUGGAGAACCACAGCGUUCUCAGUCUGGUCCAAAGUCCGCAAGCCUGUGCUAGUGAGGAAUAUCGCCAUUACAGGGGUUGCCUACACUUCAGAAUGCUUCCCUUGCAAGCCUGGUACCUAUGCUGCCAACGAGGGCUCCUCUACCUGCAAGCUCUGCCCGGCAAACUCUUACUCCAACAAGGGAGAAACCUCGUGCCAUGAGUGUGACUCAGACAAAUACUCAGAACAAGGAUCCUCUUCUUGCAAGCUGCGUCCAGCUUGCACCAACAAAGAUUAUUUCUACACACACACAGCCUGUGAUGCCAAUGGAGAGACACAGCUCAUGUACAAAUGGGCGGAGCCAAAAACUUGCAGUGAGGAUCUUGAGGGAGCAAUGAAACUUCCAGCCUCUGGAAUGAAGACCCGUUGCCCACCCUGUAACCCAGGAUUCUUCAAAACCAACACCAGCACCUGUGAGCCCUGUCCCUACGGCUCCUUCUCCAAUGGCUCAGGCUGUGUCAGCUGCCCAGCUGGGACUGAACCAGCUCUGGGUUUCGAAUACAAAUGGUGGAACACCCUGCCCACAAAUAUGGAAACAACUGUUCUUAGUGGAAUCAAUUUUGAGUACAAGGGCAUGGCAGGCUGGGAGGUGGCUGGUGACCAUAUUUAUACAGCUGCUGGAGCCUCAGAUAACGACUUCAUGAUUCUUACGCUGAUUAUACCAGGAUUCAGCCCUCCACAUUCAGUGAUGGCAGACACAGAGAAUAAAGAGGUGGCCAGAAUCACUUUUGUCUUUGAGACUGUGUGUUCCGUGAACUGCGAACUUUAUUUCAUGGUGGGAAUGAAUUCCAGGACUAACACGCCAGUGGAAACCUGGAAAGGACGCAAGGGCAAACAGUCCUACACUUACAUCAUUGAGAAGAACUCCAGCAUGAGCUUCACCUGGGCCUUCCAGAGGACCACUUCCCAUGAAACAGGCCGGAAGUACACCAAUGAUGUUGCCAAGCUCUACUCCAUCAAUGUCACCAAUGUCAUGGAUGGGGUGGCCUCCUACUGCCGCCUCUGUGCACUGGAGGCCUCUGACUCUGGCUCCUCCUGUGCUUCCUGUCCCGCUGGCUACUACAUCAACCGAGAAUCUGGGGCCUGCCACUCCUGUCCUAAGAACACAUUCCUGAGAGCACACCAGCCCUAUGGCAUCCAGGCCUGUGUGCCCUGUGGCCCAGGGACCCAGAGUAACAAGAUCCACUCGCUCUGUUUCAACGACUGCACCUUCUCUGUCGCCAAUGUAGCCAGAACCUUCAACUAUGACUUCUCGGCUUUGGCAAAUCCUAUCUCUCUGUCUGGGGGACCAAGCUUUACUUCCAAAGGGCUCAAGUAUUUCCACCACUUUACCCUCAGCCUCUGUGGAAACCAGGGUAAGAAAAUGGCUUUGUGCACAGAUAAUGUCACUGAUAUCCGGAUCCCAGAGGGGGAUUCAGGCUUCUCUAAAUCCAUCACUUCCUACGCCUGUCAGUCAGUCAUCAUCCCCUCUGAGGUGACAGGCUAUAAGGCUGGCGUCUCCUCACAACCUGUCAGCCUUGCCGAUCGACUUGUAGGGGUGACAACAAAUAUGAACUUAGAUGGAAUCACCUCCCCGGCUGAACUUUUUCCCUCCGAAACUCUAAGGAUGCCCGACGUGAUCUUCUUUUACAGGUCUAAUGAGGUGACACAAUCUUGUACUUCUGGGAGGUCAACCACUGUCCGCAUCAGAUGCAAUCCACUGAAACCUGCCCCUGGAAGCCUCUCGCUGCCAGCGAAAUGUUCCGAUGGGACUUGUGAUGGCUGUAACUUCCACUUCUUGUGGGAGAGUGUGACAGCUUGCCCCCUCUGCUCCAGCUCUGACUACCACGCUAUCAUCAGUAGCUGUGUGGCCGGUAUCCAGAGAACCACUUAUGUGUGGCGAGAGCCGAAGCUGUGUACAGGAGGCAUCUCCCUGCCUGAUCAGAGUGUUACCAUCUGCAAGACGAUGGAUUUUUGGCUCAAAGUGGGCAUCUCUGCUGGCACCUGUGCUGCCAUUCUUCUCACUGUCAUGACCUGUUACUUCUGGAAAAAGAACCAAAAACUAGAGUACAAAUAUUCUAAGCUGGUGAUGAAUGCCACCCUUAAGGACUGUGAUCUGCCUGCCGCUGACAGUUGCGCCAUCAUGGAGGGUGAGGAUGUAGAGGAUGAUCUCAUAUUCACCAGCAAAAAAUCCCUCUUUGGGAAGAUCAAGUCAUUCACUUCUAAGAGGACACCAGAUGGAUUUGACUCUGUGCCAUUGAAGACAUCCUCAGGAGACAUGGACAUGUGAGGGGCCCAGACCUGCCUCCUUCUGCUUCCUUACCUAGGCAGAUUGUUUUGUGAGCCCACGGUGACUUGGCUGCUCAGCUCUCUCCCACACCUGCAGCUGGAAGAUUCUUUAUGUGGCCUUAUCAUAAAAUGUUUCAAUUUCAGAUUUUUUUAUAUACACACCCAAACAUCCCACCCUGCUUACCCCAAACCUGCCAAACACACCCACAAUUGUCUGUACAAUGGCUCCUUUGCUUGCAUUUCUAUUUGUCAAAAUGACCCAGCUUCCCACAGUGUAGCUUUAUCCACCAAUGGUUCUAAUUGUUCCAAAAUGAAAAAAAAAAUGUUCUCUCUUGCUAAGUACGGAGCUGACUUCUCCUAGCUCUUUAUCUAAAGGCACAAAUUCUCCUUGCAUUUUCUCAGUUUCCCCUUGGGGAACUAGGUGCCAAGUCAGCUGAGUUCCCUUGAGCUCCUUUCUUACUGAUGAUGUCUUGAAUAGAAAGGCCUCCUUUCCUCUGGACAUGAAGUUGAGCCUGGAGUGGAGAGGACAGGUGUGGCAAGUAUAACAUGGAGCAUUCUUAGGAAGCACAAAAAGGAGCCAGGGGGUUUUGUUCUAAGGAUCUUCUCCCUUUUACUAGGUGGUACUUUUCCCUUUCUUAUCACAGAGGUGUUCUCACUGGAGCCAAAUAAGAAAGUUAAUAAAGAAAUUCACUGAAGAAUCUGGUCAAAUAUAUUCCCUACCCUGAUGUUAUACUCUACCGAAAGAUUCCACCUCCAUAGUUCUGUUUCCCUGCCAUCUCCCUCUGGCCCCUAAGGGACACAGACAAGCCCAAAUUCAGUUUUUCUAGCUCUGUCCCUUUGUUUUAUUCUAUAACUCACUAAACCUGUAAGAAGAGAGGCUGAAGAAACCAGAAGAGUCAAAAUUAUAUUUUAUCCCCUCUACCACUGACAACUCUCCCUUCACUAUACUUUUUGAGAUGACAAUGAUGGUUCCUUGGCCAGUAGCCCACUUGUCCACUUUUUCUGUCUGCACUAUUUAAUGGUCAGUUGAUAAUUAAUUUGUUUGUACAGAAUGGGUUAUCGAAAAGUCAUGUCUCUGUCCUCCAUAAUGAUAGGGGUACCUAGAAAUUCUUUCAUUAAAACCCCCAUGCUACUCUAGACCACCCUCAUUGAUCCUUGAUGGGAGGGUAGGGUUUAUCAGUGGAUACACAAGUUCUCUAUUUGUUGUGGUUAUUUCCUCCUUUAGGAUCUAUGAUUCUCCCGGGAAAUUCGUCCAGGAAAUGCACACACUUGACUCUGUAAUUCUCCCUUACAUUUACUCCUAUACCCUUAGCCCUCUCUCUUUGGUAGGGAGCUUGGCAUUGACAGCACCCAGCCACUCUUUUUUCUCUCAUAGUAUUUUACCCUUCUGCCUCAAAGGACAUGGAAAGAGCUCCCAGACCACUCUCUAAAACAGCUCCAGUGGGAACUAUCAUAGCCUCUUCACCCCUGAUUUGCACAAUGUGUAGCCAAAGUCUGGGCCCCCUCAGAACAAUCUUGAACUCCAGCGAUUUGGUUAAAACAUUUCAAAGAUCUCUUUUCCUCAGGGUACAGGCAGGGGGUCUAUGUGGGACCCUAGGGCACCAUCAGGGUCACUAGUAGCCAUCGUCCAUCCUAUUACUCCUUGAGCUCUUUAGCGAUCUUGGACAGAUGCAGUUGUAUUUUAGAAGUGAUUUCUGAGAAAGCCCCCCACCCCCACCCCUUUUUUUUUUGCUAAGUUUUACACAAAUUCUCUGAGGAGAAUCGACUUUAAAAUCUCAUUGGGAUGCCCAAAGUCCUGAGACACAAGAAUUAGUCAUCUUGUAAGUAAUUCCUAUGUUUGGCUGGGGACACAAAUGAAAAUUACGAUGAAUUCAAGGACCAGGGGAUUUCUUCUGCCACCCAACAAGAUUUUUUCGGUUGACUUUUUUUUUUUGGCGUGAUUGUACCUUAAAGAUAAGACUGACUAUAUUUAUACAACAGAGACUUUGUAAUACAUUUUUUAGCUUUGUGAAACCAAAAUUCUGUCUUGUCAAAACGGGUUGGAUUUCCUUUUUACACUGUUUUCCAAGAAUUUGUAGUUUGUUAGGGGAUGGGUAUUGCAUGUAACAUGUGUGUGAAAUAAAAAUGUACCUUUUGGAUUUUU
Messenger RNA from Phascolarctos cinereus (koala), 5373 nucleotides. It is a transcript of the gene ELAPOR1, whose product is annotated as endosome-lysosome associated apoptosis and autophagy regulator 1. Gene Ontology annotation, cellular component: plasma membrane; trans-Golgi network; late endosome. The record is from RefSeq and is a predicted model, not a curated record. Gene Ontology annotation, biological process: autophagosome assembly; positive regulation of vacuole organization. Lineage: Eukaryota; Metazoa; Chordata; Mammalia; Diprotodontia; Phascolarctidae.